Penicillium diatomitis is the source of this 555-nucleotide messenger RNA. RefSeq names its product TRAPP subunit TRS20. Gene Ontology annotation, cellular component: nucleus; TRAPP complex; cytoplasm. The coding region runs from base 1 to 555 and encodes 184 amino acids. Lineage: Eukaryota; Fungi; Ascomycota; Eurotiomycetes; Eurotiales; Aspergillaceae. Gene Ontology annotation, biological process: endoplasmic reticulum to Golgi vesicle-mediated transport. The transcript has 2 exons. The record is from RefSeq and is a predicted model, not a curated record.
AUGUCUUACUACUUCACUAUCCUCUCUCCGACUGACACACCAGUCUUUAACAUUGCCUUUGGCACUUCCAAAAGCGGUGGUGAUGGCAUUGCGCGGUUUCGCUUUCCAGACACAGCGCAAUAUAUGAAUCAAUUCAUCAUACAUUCCAGUCUGGACAUUGUUGAGGAAGCCCAGUGGACCAAUGGCGCUAUGUACCUGAAACAUGUCGACACAUAUCCUCCAGCCGCGGCAUACAUCUCCGCGUUUUUGACUCCUAGUGGCGUGCGAUUUCUCCUCCUUCAUCAGCCUCCCCAACUUUCAAACUCUGGCGGCAGCAGUGGAUUCGGUGCAUCAUCUAUCCUGGGAUCAUCCAGCAACCUUGCCCGGGGCUCAACCAGCUCGAUUGCUGCAAAUCCGACCUCUCCCCAGACGGAAGAGGCUGUCCGACAAUUCAUGACCGAAGUCUACGAGAACUACGUCAAGACGGCGAUGAGUCCAUUUUACAAGCAAGGAGCCGAAAUCCGUAGUCCUGUCUUUCGAACGCGGGUCACGGCUGCAGGGAAAAAGUGGCUCUGA